Aspergillus terreus NIH2624 is the source of this 1104-nucleotide messenger RNA. Its product is annotated as DSD1 family PLP-dependent enzyme. Gene Ontology annotation, biological process: D-serine catabolic process. Gene Ontology annotation, molecular function: D-serine ammonia-lyase activity. The record is from RefSeq and is a predicted model, not a curated record. The transcript has a single exon. The coding region runs from base 1 to 1104 and encodes 367 amino acids. Lineage: Eukaryota; Fungi; Ascomycota; Eurotiomycetes; Eurotiales; Aspergillaceae.
AUGUAUUCUCCUCAAAUCGGCGACAGGCUCGAUAGCCUUGACACUCCUUCCAUGAUCGUCGAUCUCGACCUGAUGGAGGCCAACAUCAAGAAGCUGAUGGACAAGCUGUUGCCCACUGGCCUCAGCAUCCGCCCCCACCUGAAGACAACGAAAAGCGCCAUCCUCGCGGGCAAGCUGGCCAAAGCAGGCGCAAAGGGCGGAUGCGUUGCGAAAAUCAGCGAGGCCGAAGCCAUCGCCGCUCAGGGUUUUGAUGACCUCCUCAUCACAUGCGAAAUUGUCGGCCCCGCCAAGGUCCAGAGGCUGGUGGAACUGUAUCGCAAGCAUCGCAAGAUCCGGAUUGUGGUGGACAGUGAGGUCGCAGCUAGUGCCAUCAACGACGCGCUGGCGCGCUCCGGUAUCGACGAACCGAUCGCGACGCUGAUUGACCUGGAUGUGGGCUUGCACCGCACGGGUGUCAAGCCCGGCGAGCCAGCGCUGGCUCUCGCCCGGCACGUGGGUGGAUUGAAACAUCUGAAGUUGAUCGGUGUGCAGGGCUACGAGGGCCACCUCCAGCAUCUUCACGACUACAACGAUCGCAAGACGCAGUGUCUCGAGUCUAUGCGGACGCUGACGAGCACUGCGGAUGCGUUCCGCAAGGCGGGAUUCAAUAUCGAAGUGGUGACCACCGGUGGAACGGGGACGGCCGAGUUCUGCGCCUCUGUUCCGGGCGUGACGGAGCUGCAGCCCGGGUCGUUCAUCUUUAUGGACACGGAUUACCGCGCGGCGGUGGGCACGUUCUAUUCCAACAGCCUUACGAUCCUGUCGACGGUCGUCAGCAAGCAAGGUCCGCGGGCGGUCACCAUUGACGCUGGACUGAAGUCGUUGACAACGGAUAGCGGUUUGGCCGAGUGCAAGGACCCGCGGUAUACGUACGAUGUUCUCGGCGACGAGCACGGUUCGCUGACGUGGGAAGAAGGCACGCCGGAUCUUGCUGUGGGCGAUCGGGUGGAGAUGAUCCCCAGUCACAUCGAUCCCACGAUCAACCUGCACGACUGGUACUACGGGUAUCGGAAUGGGGUCAUUGAGGAGAUCUGGCCGGUUGACUCGAGGGGAAAGGUCCAGUAA